UUCUGAAGUCUAUGAUAUCCUUCAGUCUUCCAACAUGUCAGACAUGGACAAUGUGAAUGAGAUGAAUUACCGUCGACGGAAAGCACAGUUUUUCCUUGGCAGCACAAAUAAGCGUGCCAAGACAGUGGUUUUGCAUAUAGAUGGCCUUGAUGAUUCGUCUCGACGGAAUCUUUGUGAAGAAGCCUUGUUGAAAAUUAAAGGUGUUAUUAGUUUUACCUUUCAAAUGGCUGUUCAAAGGUGCGUGGUCCGAAUUCGCUCAGACUUAAAAGCAGAGGCAUUGGCAACGGCAAUAGCAUCAACCAAAGUUAUGAAGGCGCAGCAAGUUGUGAAAAGUGAAAGUGGUGAGGAGAUGCUAGUUCCGUUCCAGGAUACUCCAGUGGAAGUCGAGCAGAACACAGAUCUACCUGAAUAUUUACCAGAAGACGAAAGCCCUACUAAGGAGCAGGACAAAGCAGUGUCUCGUGUUGGGUCACACCCAGAAGGUGCAGCAAGUUGGCUCAGCACGGCAGCAAACUUUCUAUCGAGAUCUUUCUACUGGUGACUUGUAUUUGGUGUUAAAAGACUGUGUGAAUGAACAACAGGGGGGCCAGUUUUCCAUUGGUGUGGUGAACUGCCAAGUGCAAUUUGCAAUAAAUCAUCACGAAAAUUUUAGAUUAAGCAAAUGUAUGCUGCAUUUUACAUUUUAUUGGACGUUUAGGGCAGGGGUCAAAGGACAGAGGCCUCCAAUCAAGUUGUUCUUCCGUUUGUUUUUCAUGUAGAUUUUAUUGCAUCACUUUUUAAAAAUGGGUCCACUGUUAUAUACCAAAUGUUUAUGCUAUACGUAUAGAGCUUUAAGUUUGACUUCACUGAAACACAUGGUAGGGAGAAUCCAUUCAACUCAAGUCUCAGGGCCUCUGUGAAAGAAAAUUCUUAAUAGCUCUAGUUGUGCUUUAAAUAAAAUGCCCCUUUUGUUUCUGCAUCCCUUUGGAUUAACAUUAUUUUGUUUAAUUUUCUAGAUUUUGACUCCAGAGAAAAAUACAGUCUGCCACUUUUUUUGCCUUUAUUUUUGCCAACCAUGUUCACAGCGUGAGCACGAUGUUCCCCUUUUGCUAUUAAACUAGAAUCACUACAGACUUGAAAUGUAUAACCCUUUUAUAUAUACUGAAUUUUUUUCCCAGCCCGCCCUUAACCGUUGGAGUGCUUAAGA
Messenger RNA from Empidonax traillii (willow flycatcher), 1186 nucleotides. Its product is annotated as armadillo repeat-containing protein 1. Bases 35 to 541 code for a protein of 168 amino acids. Gene Ontology annotation, molecular function: metal ion binding. The transcript has 4 exons. The record is from RefSeq and is a predicted model, not a curated record. Lineage: Eukaryota; Metazoa; Chordata; Aves; Passeriformes; Tyrannidae.